Molecule: messenger RNA, 3329 nt
Organism: Maniola jurtina (meadow brown)
Lineage: Eukaryota; Metazoa; Arthropoda; Insecta; Lepidoptera; Nymphalidae
Product: organic cation transporter protein-like
Exons: 7
Coding region: 470-2185 (571 amino acids)
Biological process (GO): transmembrane transport
Cellular component (GO): membrane
Molecular function (GO): transmembrane transporter activity
Source: RefSeq, a predicted model, not a curated record
GCGACUUGUCUGCCUAGGUACCUACCUAUUUCCGUUAAACCUUAAACCAGUUCGUGUUUAAAAUGAGUGACAAUCUGACUUGUCUCACGUAACUAUUUUGAUUCGUGUAAAAAAUAGGGCAAUGACGGGACCUUGGUGAUAGAACAAUACCAAUUACCAAGUCGCUUGUUUAAGAUGAAGGCAACGGCAGUGCUUAGGCUGGCGUUCCGUGAGGUGCGAAUACCUAGUUCCCUUGACCGAAGGCGCUGCGCUCAGUCGCCGCUCAGCUCUCUGCCUAUAUCCUCGUGCUUCAUCCGAGAUCAACUGCUACAUCGAAAAGCACAAAACCCGACCGGCUCGUUUCCUAAUCGCAGUGCAAAGUCAUGCGUCGUGUGAACUGUGCCCCAUCCCUAGUCACAUUUCCCUCACAUUUCUCACCGUGUAUCCCUCAAGUUUUAGUUGAAUAAGUGACUGAAGUGUAUGUGAAAAAAUGGAUCAGCCGGAGCUUCAGGAGUUGCUGCAGAAACCGAAGUCGGUUCUGCUUGCAGAUCACAAGAAGGCCACAAUAAUCCCAAAUCAAGGGUUGAGCAAAGAAAAGCACCAAGAGCCAAUCGAAGACAAUGAACAAGGGGACGUGGUAUCGGCGAUCAUCGGUGACUACGGCCGGUGGCAGCUGCUGAUGACCUUCCUCUUGUCACUGUUCUCUUUCCCGUGCACUUUUCACAUAUAUUUACCUACAUUUACGGCAAAAAUGACAAACUUUUGGUGUCGAAGACCCGAUAAUUUAUCUAGUCUACCAUUAGAUGAUUGGAUUAAUUACAGCCAACCAAUAGAUGCAUGCUAUGUUCGUUUGCUUCCCGCUGGAAUAAGUGCGGAAAGUAUCAUUAACAACACGGCUCCUAUCUUAGACUCCUUCCAGAAGUGUACAGAAUGGGAUUAUGAUCGGUCCGAAGUCGGUGACACCAUAAUUUCGGAAUGGAAUCUCGUGUGUGACCAAGCCAAUCUCACUGUAUUGGGCGAAGUACUGUUUCUAGUUGGUGUUGGCGUUGGUGGAGUUAUUGGUGGUUGGAUAUCGGACAAAUUUGGCCGUAAAAGAAUACUCAUGGGCAUGAUGAUCGCUCAAAGCGCACUGGCCAUCUUGUCCCUCCUGGUACGAACUUACGUGCAAUAUAUUGUAGUGAGACUCUUCAUGGGCCUAGUGUCGGUGUCUGUGGUGUACGCCGCUUUCGUCCUCUCCGUGGAGCUGGUUGGGGGGCCUUGGGUGACAAUUGCAGGAGUUUGCAAUUUCUUCCCUCUGCCUCUGGCUUAUGUGAUUGUAUCGUUGCUCUCAAUGGUCAUGCCAAAUUGGAGGGAUGUACAACUCUCAUUAUCAGUACCAGGGUGUUUCCUGAUUGUGUUAUGGUUUGUUUUGCCAGAAUCUCCAAGAUGGUUAUUGAGUGUUGGAAGAACACAGGAAGCCAAAGUUAUACUAGAAAAGGCAGCAAAGUUUAACAACAAGGGAAACGCAGUUGAUUUGGAUAAAAUGUUAACACUAUACAAACCAGAGGCCAGAAAAGAAGAACCUAAUGUUCUAAUGCUGUUCAAAGGAUGUCUGAUGAAGAGAACAUUUUGUUUGUUUAUGGCUUGGUUUUCAAUGACCAUUGCUUAUUACGGCCUCGUCUUGAAUAUUGGAAAAUUCAAUAUAGGCAAUUUGCACAUGACGUCGAUCAUACUCGCUUUAGUAGAAGUACCGGCGAUAGCUUUAAGCAUUCCUAUAUUAUUUAAAGCUGGUAGACGCCUGCCUAUAUUCGCUUCAAUGAUUUUAUGUGGAGUCGCUUGUAUAGCAAGCGAGCUCUUAUCAAUAUCAUUCAACGAUGAGUGGGUUAUGAUAGCAUGUCUUAUGGUGGGAAAGUUUGCGAUUGCUACGACGAAUAUGAUGCUACCGAUAUUUACUGCGGAGUUAUAUCCAACCAUAAUAAGAAACCUUGGUGUUGGUGCCAGCCAGAUUGCAUCAGGAUUUGCGCUAAUAUGCAUACCAUAUUUAUGGGAAUUGGCCAAAUUAAAUCUUCACUUACCAAUGGCGACGAUAGCUGCCUUAAGUGCUGCAGGAGGCACUAUAGUUCUUUUAUUACCUGACACUGUUGUUUCUUCGAAAGAGAACACAAGGAAGUCUGCGAACUCCCCCUGUAAUGGAACAUUUACGAUUACCGACGACAGAAGUCACUAGCUGGACGUGGCUGUACGUGAUUUAAGCCUGAUAUGUACACCACAACGGCAAUGUAAGCCGCAGGGCAGGACGAACGCAGGACGUUAUCGUCAACGGACUUAUACGCACCUUUUAAGACCCGGUAUCCAGCAGAGUGGAGAUGGGUGGAGAUGUGUUUAGCAGACCAAUCAGAUUAAUAGGAUUCCGUACCAAAAAGGUGCCAACGCGAACGUGACAUACUCUAUUACAGCUUGCCUGAGCUGAAAUGACGCGCCCCACUAAAUAAUUUUGUUGAUUUGGAUGUAAAUUGUGCUAGUGGGGCGCGUCAUUUCAAAUAAUUAGAUAAGCUGUACCUCCGUCCGUCUUUCUGUCAGCGGGAUGAAUCUCAUGAACUCUCUCUCUCUCUCUCUCUCUCUCUCUCUCUCUCUCUCUCUCUCUAGGUAGAGAGUUGAAACCACGGAAUGUGUAUUUCUAUUGCCGCUACAACAACAAAUAAUAAAAAUUUCAAAAUUAAAGAACCCUAAAAAAUUAAAAAUCAUAAAAAAUGAAAAUUUAUCCCUAUAUGAUGUGAUAAUUUUUUCACUUCAUCUAACAGUAAUCUGAUUGGUCCACUAAAAAUAUGUCAGUGGAAAAGCGUGCCAUUAGAUAUUAUGUAGCACGCGUGAUUUUUUAGCACUGUGAACAGGCUAAAAAAUCACGGGCUAAGAUAUUGUAGAUUGGUCUUUGACUUUGCUUAAAUUUAAGAGGUGUUAAAACGAGACAGUGUCCCCUAUCCCUGGCAUAAAUUCUGUCUCCUGUUAUAUUGAAACAAAUGAGAUGAGCCGCGUGUACACGUUUCCAUGGCGUCGUUGACUUCACGCGCUCUCAUUUUAUUUCAGCUCUCGGAAUGCCAGUUAGAUUAUUAUUAGUAUCUAGGUAUUAACUAAUAAACAAGUGAUAGUAAGAUAUCUAAGAUAAUUAUUGUAAAAAUACAAAAUACAAUAAGCUAAAUAGUAAGUAAAUCAAAAACAAAUAGUUUAAGUUUAAUGGUUGUUUAGAUGGAUAUCUUAUUUUAAAGUAUUUUUUAAUAGUCAAAAUUGAAUCUAUUCCUGGUUUGAAAUAUCCUAAAAAUCCCUUUCUGACGGAAAAACCAGCAAGAUACCUACUUGUCAAAUAAAUAUACCGA